This is a messenger RNA of Cantharellus anzutake, 624 nucleotides long. RefSeq lists its product as uncharacterized. The transcript has 2 exons. The coding region runs from base 143 to 472 and encodes 109 amino acids. Lineage: Eukaryota; Fungi; Basidiomycota; Agaricomycetes; Cantharellales; Hydnaceae. The record is from RefSeq and is a predicted model, not a curated record.
CGAGGCCGGAUGCUGCCGAGAUAAGACCAGAGUUCAGGGAAUUCCCCAAUCCGACCUUGCACGGACAAAGUUGUUUGAUCCUGUGGUUUCCCGCCGGCAAAGGCGAGAUAGAUAAAGUUAAACAGUGUCAUGAACCCCCGUUAUGCACACUUUGCGUUUUUCAUAUCGCAGAGUUUCCUGUAGCUUGGGAAUGGUAAAGGCAGCGGGAAUUAAUGUUCCGUAUUUCGGCCUCGCUUUUCACGCGCGUUGCUAUGAAACGGUUCGGAUCCGAGGCGCGCGCCUGUAUAAUACGGCUCAUCCCCCCAUCCCUCAUCCUCGCGGCCCCCAUACUUCCCAUAGAGUAGACUUAGGCCCAUUAAGAGCUAGAAAGGUUCUUUAUUCAGCUUGGUUUCAAAUGGCGUCAUGGAAACCCGUCUAUGUUUGGACAAACUUAGGUUAUCAGCCCCUCGUCCUCAAUGGUCAUGUCCGUUAGACUGGCAGCGGGGGUUGGAAGACGUUAUUGAUUCGGGUGCAUUUUACACGAACACAUCGUGACCCUGACUGAUCAGAUGGCGCCCACCUCCUUGCACAGCAGUGGACUCAUGGCGGCGUCAAAAAAUUGGGCCGGGGAGGCAAGAUAGCCUC